This is a messenger RNA of Strongyloides ratti, 2703 nucleotides long. RefSeq names its product Catenin alpha-2. The transcript is spliced from 2 exons. The coding region runs from base 1 to 2703 and encodes 900 amino acids. Gene Ontology annotation, molecular function: cadherin binding; beta-catenin binding; actin filament binding. NCBI's taxonomy places the organism in Eukaryota, Metazoa, Nematoda, Chromadorea, Rhabditida, Strongyloididae. Gene Ontology annotation, cellular component: catenin complex; adherens junction. Gene Ontology annotation, biological process: cell-cell adhesion; cell migration. The record is from RefSeq and is a predicted model, not a curated record.
AUGGUCUCAUUAAAUCAGGAAUUAAAAGAUCAACUAAAAGUAAUAAAAACUAAAAGUGUUGAAAAAAUAUUGUCACCCUUAAUUGAUGAGUUAAUACUUUUAACUCAGGGAAGUGAUGCUAAUAGACCAAGAACCAAUAAAAGUGGUGCUACGUUAUUAGCUAAUUUACAAACAGAACUACAAAAUUUUCUUUCAAAAGCAGAGUAUGUCUUAUCUAAUUAUUCAAUUGAAAGAAAUGAUGAAAUACAACAACUGGGUGACCUUAUUGAGGAGAUUAAUGAAAAUGGAAGGCAAAUGGUUGUCAGGGGAUCAGAAUUUGUUAAUGAUACUGGGCAUCCCGUCAAAAGGGCAACUGCCAAUGAGGCAGCCAAAGAUUUAUUAAUAUCUAUUAUCAGAUUACUUAUAGUUGCAGAUCAUGUUGAUGUUCAAAAAAUUAUAGAAAAAAUUAAAAAAGCUAAAGAAAGUUUAGAUUCAUUGGAUAAUUGUAAAGAUGUCCAUGAAGUACUUGAUCGAUACUCUAAAUUUUGUGGUGAAAUUGAAGAAGUAACAAGUAUAACAAAAAAAAGAAUAAAAGAUUUAAAAAAUCCAAAUGAUAUUAUUGAUCUUCAAGCUAUUUUUUCAUCAUUAUGUAUGAAUAAACAUCCUUUAUUAACAACAACUAAAACAUAUCUUAAAAAUCCACAAUCUGAUAAAGCUAAAGAACUAAAAAAUAAUAUAUAUAAUGAGAUAAGAAAAAAUUUAAAACAUAUCGAAGAUAUUCUUGAUGAUAAAGGUGAAUGGAAUCCAAAUAACGGUGGAAUGUCACAUCUUGGUUAUAUUGAUAAAUUAAUACAAGAAUUAGAUAAUUUUCAACAUAAUAUAUAUAUGGAACCAUACUCAUUUCGGGAACAUCUUCAUAGACCAUUAUUUGAGGAACAGGUAGAAAAGAUUGUAGAUAUGUGUGCAGAGAUUGCUGAUUCAGAAUAUACUAGAGAAGAGAAAAAAAAUAAAAUAACUAUUGGAUGUAAUGAAUUAAGAUUUGCUUUACAAGAACUUAUUGGAGAAUAUAUUAAUUGUGGUAGUAAGAGUGAAUCAACUGUUGAUUUGGAUCUUGCUAUGGUUUAUCUUGGUAGAAAAAUUCGUGAUUUACGUAGACAUUUAAGGAGAGCUGCUGUUGAUUAUGCAUCUGAUGUUUUAUUAGAUACACAAAGUCCUUUAAUAAGAUUAGUUGAGGCUGCUGCUUCUGGUAAUAGAAAUGAUACUGUUAAAGAGGCAAAAAAUUUUAAAGAAUAUAUAAAUGAAGUAAUAAAAGUUUCUGAAUUAUGCUCAAAAAUGAGUAAUAAUAUUGAAGGUAUUAGAAAUGUUAGAUUUUGUACAUUUCAAAUUAAAAGACUAUCUCCUGAAGUUAUUAAUGCUGCAUUUUUACUUUGUGAUAAUCCUAAUUCUAAAGAGAUACAGGAAAAUAUGGAUAUUUUUAAAAAUCUUUGGUUAAAUAAGAUGGAUCUCUUAACAAUGGCUAUUGAUUCAUUAAUGAGUGUUGAUGAUUUCUUAGCUGUAUCAGAAGCAAGAAUUGAUGAUAAUUUUAAAAGUACAAUUGAAGGUAUUGUUGCCAGUAACGUUUAUACUUUACAUAAAGCUACUAAUGAUAUACGUGGAAGAAGUUUAAGAGUUUGUGAUGUUGUUGAAGCAGAGAUGGCUCUUAUUCCACCAACAGAAUACUCUGAAGCUGUUAAAAAAGCUUCUAAAAUUUUAAGAGAUAAUGUUUUACCUCAAUUUACUGAUCAUUCUAAAGAAAUUACUCAAAGAAUUCUUGAUCAUCAAGAGAAUGGUUAUGAAAUAGACAAAAAUAGUAUGAUUGAUGAAAUGAUUGAUGCUUGUGGUUUAUUACAUAAUGCAGUAAAAAAUGUUAGGCAUGCUUUAUUAAUGAAUCGUAAUCCUGAAGAUAUUGAUUCAGAUAUUGAGUAUGAAGAAGAUGGUAUGACAACGACAAUCCCUGAUACUAGAAGUCAAGUAUCUGAUGGAGAUAAUCAACAAAGAGUCAUGAGACAUCUACCCGAAGAAGAUAAAAAGAAAAUUCAGGAACAAAUUGAUGUAUUUAAAUUAGCACAAAGAAAAUUUGAACAUGAAGUUGGUAAAUGGGAUGAGACAGGAAAUGAUAUAAUUGCAUUGGCUAAACAUAUGUGUAUGAUAAUGAUGAAUAUGACUGAUUUUACAAGAGGUCGUGGACCAUACAAAAAAACAUCUGAUGUUAUAAAAGCAGCACAAGAAAUUUCAGAUGCUGGUAAUAAACUAAAUGCUCUUGCCAGGCAAAUUGGUAACGAAUGUGUUGAAAGUGAAACAAAAAAAGAUCUUUUUGCUUAUUUACAAAGAAUUAUUUUGUAUUGUCAACAAUUAAAUAUUACAAGUAGAGUUAAGGCAGAGGUUCAAGAAAUUGGAAAUGAAUUAAAAGUUAGUGGUUUAGAUUCAGCUAUGAGUUUAAUUCAAACAGCUAAAAAUUUGUUGAAUGCUGUUGUAUUGACAGUUAAAGCAGCAUACAUAGCAAGUACCAAAUAUCGUAGUAAAGAAAAUAAAUCUCGUAGUAUUGUUGAAUGGACUGUUGCACCACCUAAAAAAGUUAAAAUUAUAAGAAAUCACGACAAGCCACGAAACGGUGUAAUAAGAAGAGCUUCCGAAAGAAGAGAAAUAAAUCCGUUAAAAGCACUACAAGAAUUUAGUGUUAACUAA